AUGGAGUUAUCGGAUUUAAUCGAAGUGACACGGGUACGCGAUGCAUUUAUGAGAAAAGGUCCGAGACCAGCACAGAUAGGAGAUAUUUGCAUUUUUGGUCACCAUCUAAUCUUUGCCCCAACAACAGUCAGCAAAGAAGUUCCUGAUAAUUCAGAAGAGUUCUGGUUGCUUCACAAAGCAGUUGAUCGUGUUCUUUGUGAGCCAAUUUCCAAAGAAAAUCCACAAAGAGGAGGUCUGCUUGCGCUGAAAUGCAAGAAUUUUCUUCUAAUAAUCUUCGAGAUUGGAGAUUUGGAGAUUUGUAGAGCGACUGCCAGAACUAUUGAAGCACUUUCAAAUAUUAAUGGUUUCCUUCACGACUAUGCUUUCUUCUACAACUCUCCAUUCACAAUUUUGGAUGACGGAUGGUCGGCAUUCGACCCGGAACAAGAAUUCGCUCGACUGAUGCUUUCAACUGACGCCUUCAGAAUCUCAUCAGUCAAUGAAAAGUUUUCAGUUUGUCCUAGUUACCCAGAGAAACUAAUUGUUCCGAAAGGAAUUGGGGAUGAUUAUCUGAAAAUCUCGGCAACAUUUCGGGAAAGUGGACGAUUCCCAGUUCUGAGUUAUUUUCAUAAAGAAACAAGAUCACCACUUGUCCGGUGUUCACAGCCAUUAAUUGGACCAACAAAUAGAAGAUGUCGAGAAGAUGAGACCAUUCUGAAUUCAUUGAUUACAAUUAAUAGAGGAUAUAUCAUUGAUACAAGAUCUAAAUCAUCGGCGACUUCGGCAAAAGCAAAAGGAGGUGGUGCAGAGCCACAAGGAAAUUAUAGACAGUGGAGAUAUAUUCAGUGCCCGAUCCCCCGACAACGAGAAAUUCACGAUGCCCUCACCCGAAUGGUUGAUGUUUGUUCCGAACGGAAAGUAACAUCCGAUCGAUGGGUUAGUCGUGUUGGACAAGCUGGAUGGUUAUCUGCAGUAGCUGCAUCAUUGGAAGCAGCUGCAAAUGUUGCACAAUGUAUAUAUAGUGAAGGAUUAAAAGAGGUUCCAGUGGUAAUUCAUGGAGGAGAUGGUCUCGAUUCGACAUUGAUUGCUUCUUCAUUAUCCCAAAUUCUGUUGGAUUCUGAUGCAAGAACGAUUCGUGGAUUUGAAUCAGUAAUUGAGCGUGAAUGGAUAUGUGCCGGACAUCCAUUCAGUCUCCGAAAUAAUCAUUGUGCAUAUGCGGAAGGAACUGUCACGGGACCAUUCGAAUCUCCAGUUUUCCUCGUUUUCCUUGAUGCUGUCCACCAGAUGAUUUCUCAAUAUCCAAUGUCCUUCGAGUUCGACGAGAAUUUUCUGAUAUUCCUGUUUGAACAUGCAUAUGCUUCAGAAUUCGGAUCGUUCUUGGGAAAUUCUGAAAAAGAGAAAAAAGAACAUGGAAUUAGAAAGAAGACGGUAUCCUUAUGGUCACAUGUGCAUCAUCCAGAAAAUAUGAAACAAUUUGUGAAUGUUUGUUAUGAUCCAACAACUGGUGUCAUCUGGCCAAGUAUCGCUCCGCAGUGUAUUAAAAUCUGGGAUCGUCUGUUCUUCCGUUGGCAACGUCCGGAUAAUAGUUGGUCAAAGCCGGAAACGGAAACCAUUCAAAGCUUAGCAGACCAUUGGAAGUUACGCGAAAAGGAGUUGACAGCAAAAGCGUCAUCAUUGAGAAGAAAUGUGAUUGAAUUGUCACGGGAACUACGUGUUUCGUCACCCAUUUGA
Messenger RNA from Caenorhabditis remanei, 1710 nucleotides. RefSeq lists its product as uncharacterized. The record is from RefSeq and is a predicted model, not a curated record. Gene Ontology annotation, biological process: negative regulation of autophagy. Bases 1 to 1710 code for a protein of 569 amino acids. The transcript is spliced from 6 exons. Lineage: Eukaryota; Metazoa; Nematoda; Chromadorea; Rhabditida; Rhabditidae.